Messenger RNA from Drosophila mauritiana, 1048 nucleotides. RefSeq lists its product as uncharacterized. NCBI's taxonomy places the organism in Eukaryota, Metazoa, Arthropoda, Insecta, Diptera, Drosophilidae. The transcript has a single exon. The coding region runs from base 82 to 675 and encodes 197 amino acids. The record is from RefSeq and is a predicted model, not a curated record.
GCCAUAACUAUCUAGUAAGGUAACACCUUCGAAACACAAUUCAUAGCGCCUGGAGCUAACUAACAAACAAACACGACUAAAAUGGUGGUUGUACAGGGAAUGUACGAGGUCACCGAGCUGGUGGCUGGCAGCGUGGGAUGCGUGUGUCUAUACAUGGCCGGAUGCAAUGCGCUGCCCAUGGAGCAUAUUCCCGAUCUUCCGUCGGCGCUGUUCGUUCUGACCACAGUCCUUGUUCUGCAUCAUCUGAGGGUAAUGAACUGCGCACCGCUGCAGAAGCUUUGGAUUUUGCUGGUGGAACUGUUGGUCUCCUAUGUGUGCACCCAGGUCGUAGUGCUCUUGUGGCUCCAGUUGCACCGCCUUAUGAACGAACUUCGGGACCAAGCAGUAAAUACUCGUAUGGGCUUGCAUCUUUUGGAAACCUAUCCAAAAGUCUUUAUGUUUUUGCGCCAGGAUGUCUGCUAUUUUGGGCAGCUUAUCAUGUCCUUGGCGUGCACCUACAAGGCGAUAAUGGUCACUCAUGCCCUGGACUACGCCCUACCAAAUCGCCGGACCUACAGGUACUAUGAGACUAACGCCAUGGAUGACAACUUAGGCGAUGGUCCGCGGCGUUCUUACCGAAGGACCAACCGGCGAUCAACACGGAGGAAGAGUACCGUGCGUGGCCGCACAAAAUAGAAGCUUCUGCAGAAACUGGAUCAAUCAAAUCGCCCAAUCUAAACACCGUUUUUCUAUACUUUCGAUCAAUGAACUACCCCACGCGUAAUAAAUUAUCAAGGUAAUCGGCGGCCCGGGUGCAUUGCACCAAAAUUGAAGGUGCUGCUCAAGAGCAGUUUACGCUUUACUAGAAAUUUGCAUGCUUGAAAGAGCAGAGCCAACACGUACACACAAAACCAACCUAUUUUCAAAUUUUGGCGCCUCUCGACAAUCGAUUAACGGACAACAUCAUCAUGAUCAGCCAAUCGUAUGAAUUCCACCUCUAACACCUGAGAAUAUUGAGAAGAAGAAGCGCGUUGUGUCGGAUCCAAACAAUAAAGAAAUUAAACAAUUA